Messenger RNA from Thermochaetoides thermophila DSM 1495, 1266 nucleotides. RefSeq lists its product as uncharacterized. Gene Ontology annotation, biological process: nonfunctional rRNA decay; nuclear-transcribed mRNA catabolic process, non-stop decay; RNA surveillance. The record is from RefSeq and is a predicted model, not a curated record. Bases 1 to 1266 code for a protein of 421 amino acids. The transcript has a single exon. Gene Ontology annotation, cellular component: cytoplasm. NCBI's taxonomy places the organism in Eukaryota, Fungi, Ascomycota, Sordariomycetes, Sordariales, Chaetomiaceae.
AUGCGGUUUGCCAACAAGAGACAGACCGUCAGUGGUCUCGAAGCUGAAGAGGGCGUUAAGCUCCUCAUCGACGACCCAGAAGACCUCUGGCACGCACACAACCUGAUCAAUGAGGGCGAUCUCGUCGAUGCCCCGACCUUACGAACGUCUCGGGUUGAGGCUCCCAGCACUCACAACGUCGUCUACAAGACAGAGUACCUCAACCUCACCGUGAAAGUCAAGUCCGUUUUCUACGACCCCGCAGUCUCCGAGCUCAAGGUCUCGGGCUUCAUCGCGCGCGACGCAGAAGGUACCGUCCUUGGUCAACACCACACACUCACUAUUAAAUGGGAGAAUCGCAAGGACCGCCAGCUGUAUUUUACCCUCUGGAAAGAAGAUGGUUGGGAUACAGUCGCGCGCGAGGCGCUUAGCGAAGCGCUCAACCCCGACCGGCCAGAGAGCAUGAUCGCGAUUGUUAUGCAGGAGGGUCUGUCCAAUAUCUGCCUGGUUACGGGACACCGGACCAUUCUCCGACAGCGCGUCAACACCGGGCGGGCGAGGAAGGCCGAUGAGCUGAUGAAUAAAAAGGUGCGAAAUAAAGUACAGUCGUUUUAUGAGCAGACAUUGCUUGCGCUGCGCGCCUCUGCCGACCUGAGCAUGCCGCGCACUUUGAUCCUGGCCAGCCCGGGUUUUGUGGCCCACAGCUUCCGUGAGUACCUUGCGCAGGCGGCCAUCAAGCAGGAGGAUAAGGUACUGCAAAAGAUGGCGAAUGAGGCUAUCAUUGUGCAUACCAGCACAGGACAAGUGCACAACCUCAACGAGGUGCUCAUGAGUCCUGAAGUUGAGAAGACUGUACGCAACUGCAAGUUCGCAGCUGCGUCGAGCAUCAUGGAUCGGUUUUAUGAGAUGAUGCGCAAGGAGGAUGGAAGGGCGUGGUACGGUUUCAACACAGUGUCGAAGGCCGUCUCUGAGGGUGCCGUUGGCCGCGGAGGAGGCAUACUUCUCAUGAACAUUGCGCUGUUCCGCGCCGUAGAUCUGCCGACGCGCAAGAAGUAUGUGGCGCUCGUCGACAAGGUCAAGGCUGAUGGCGGCGAAGUGAGGCUUUUGAGCAAUGAGCAUGAGAGCGGACAGCGACUGGAUGCCUUGGGUGGCGUCGCGGCUAUUCUGACCUACCCCAUGUUUGAGCUUGACCUUGAGGAGAAUGAGGAAGAGAAAACUAAAGCACAUGACGGAAAGCCUAACACUGAGGAGUGGGAGGAGUCGGCAGAAGGGACGACAAUCAUUUGA